Molecule: messenger RNA, 13618 nt
Organism: Cinara cedri
Lineage: Eukaryota; Metazoa; Arthropoda; Insecta; Hemiptera; Aphididae
Source: the annotation of a GenBank genome assembly
CAGUCACAUUCAAAGGUAGACCGUCAUCGUUGCAGUUCGUCUCGUAAACGGUAAAAAACCGUGUCGUGAAUUAUAGUUUUCUGUUUUUAUUCAUAUUCAUAAUUUCACAAAGUCGACCGUUAUAGAUUUGUGUCACGAACGGUCUGCUCAUCUGCACGCCAAUGCCGUAUAAGUUAACAAUUCACAGGUGAGGUACUUUAAACAAGGUCAUUUUAUGAAAUUUGUAUUAAUACUCGAGAUAAUGAGGAAAAACUGGUUCUAAAAAUUUGAUUACCAUUGGCAACUGUUUAUUUAUAAUUUUUUAUUUUCAAGUUUUUAUUAUUCUAAUCUUUUAAUCUUUUUUAAACAAUUGUUGAGACUAUAGAAUUAUAGACACCAAUUGACCACGUCUACCCCAAAUUCUGCCCACAUUUCAUGGUUCAUUACCCCUCAUCUCUUUUAAGUAUAAAAGGUAACUUAAAGAUGUAUAUUUUAAGUUACGAAUAAAGAGGUAAAUAAAUAAAAAAGGUAUAGUAACUAAGUUUUAAGUAACUAAAAAAUUUCUCGAGAUUUUUUUAAUUUUACGAGUACAAAUAGACGACAGAGGCGAAGGUCAGAAGUUAAAAUCUUUUAAAAGCACAUCCUAGACACGGAUGAUAGGUUGACCUAACCUUAUGUACACACAUUUCAAUGCUUUUACUUUGUAAGUGUAUCUGGUAAAUCUGGUAGUUAUCGCGAAAAUAUGAAAUUUGAGCAAAAAAUUGUUUGUUUAAAAAUUGAAACCCUCGAAAGGCACAUUCUUGAUAUAUUUCACAUUAACCGUAUUAUAAGGUGUACUAAAAUGUUAUCCUUAUGUUAAUAAUUCUGUUAAUAUUCAUUUUUUUUUUUUACAUUUUAUUUUUUCUACCAGGUUGUUUGCGAGGAGUAACAUUUUUAUGUAGAAAAAAAUACAAUUUUUAUUUCCCUUAAUUAUUGAAAAAAAAUAAAUUUAUUUUACCACUUUUCAAAAUUUACAAAAACAGCCAUUUCGUAAAAGAUAUUAUUCUAAAAAUUUUAAUCUAUUAUGCAUGCAUAUUCGAUAAAUAUUUUCUAUAAAUUAAAACCACUAUAACUAAGUAACUUGAUACGUUCAUAAACGUUCGCGCUAAAUUUUGGACUUCGAAUACGAAAAUUCAAUUGAAUUUUUCUACUGUCGCACUUCUGAUUUCUAUUGACGCGAAAUAACAAUUCUUUAUCUGUAUUAAGCUGGGUAAUAUAGCUAAUAAAAUAAUAUAAAUUGUAAUAAUAUUAUUCAAUGUACCCACCUAUAUAAUGGCACCUAUAUUAUUACCUAAUUUGUGAAAAAAAUCCGGUUUAUCUCGUUUACGGUGAAGGCGGUGCAAAGGUAAACGAAACGCAUAACAUGCGUCAGUUCGUCCGCGAUUUUUGUUUAUAAUUCAUUCAUAGUAUAAUUUCGGAACGUAAAAUGUAUCAUUAGGUUAUUAUACAAGGUAGGUAGGUCUAUACCGUGUUAAAAUGUUCAUAUUUUGUAUACGAAUCGAAUAAAAUGCUAAAAGAAUCGUAUAAUAUCGCGCAAUAACACCCGGGGAUAUUCUGAUACACAAUAUAAUAUUUUAGGUACAUAUACACAGUGGCGUAUACAAGAAUUAAUUUCGGGGGGUUAUAAAGAAAGGCUUUUGGGUUUUAGUUAAUACAUGGAUCAAAUAGAUUCAUAAUUACUCACUUACCAAUCAAACAUUACGAGGGUGGGGGGGGGUUGAACCCACAAAACCCUUCCUAUAUACGCCACUGCCUAUACAAAUCUAUUUCGUUCGGGAACUCUGCAACAAUAUCGUUCAAAUAUUAAUCAAAUAUUUUUUUUUUCGAUACUAAUAUUAUUCGGGUCAAAGUCACUAUAAUAUUAUUAUAAUUAUAAUAUACUUGGUCAUAAUAACGUAGGUAGUUAUAACGCGUAGUCCACGACGAGCGGCCCAAGUCGGCCGGCGGUUGAAAGAACGUAAUUAUUGUGAAGUUCUCUUACAAAGUGAUUAAAAUAAUUUGCGAUAACAUAAAGGCCGACAGUUCAAAAUUCGUACGAUACCGAUCGAUCGUAAUUUGUUUUUAUCUUUUAGGAAAUCGAUAUCGAGCGUUUAAGUAAUCCGAUUUUUACACGAGUAAUUUAUAUGGUUAUUGAAGCGGAAAGUGUCCCGAAUAAAUCGACAAAAGCGCGGCGACAGGGUGACGAAAUGACCGACGUACAACAUCAGGUAUAAAGGCGUCUUCGGACCACGUGCAUAGGUACAAACGCCGGCCACAUACCUAUUGUUAGUUAUAUUCCGUAAACGACAGAACGUGACCGGCUAACGUAAAGAUGGUAAGUGAUUUUUUUUUUUAUCGUUAUCGGUUCUAAUAAUAUGUAACAGCAGCGAAUCAUUUAUUUCGUAUCUUUCGUUGUUUUUAUUCGGAGUUUUAAGUGUAAUUUUUUUUUAAGAUAAUACCGUAGGAGAAGUGAUUAAUAUUGUGUAUAUUUUUUUUUGUAGGCAUUGUAGUACCCAUUUUAUUAUUUGUUGUACAAACCGGCCAUUUUUAUAAUGCCAUGGGUAUUUCGCAGUCAUGGGCGCCCGCAUGAAGUUUAUCAAGGAGGGACAAUUUCUUAGUAAAGUUUCGAAUGACCGUUUUUUUUCUUUACGUUUACACAAAAAAAUUAUAUACACAUUAUAUAAAUUAUCUAAUUAUUGAAAUUAUAUUUUGAAGUCCAGGGAGGGCAGAUAUCCCGUCUUGUCUCUCCCCUUUGGGCACCUGUGGUUUCAAGGUCGAUGAAAUACGAUUGUUAUGAAGACGUGUACUCGCAUGUGUUGUCUCCAUUAUCCCGACUCCAACGUAACUAUAUUUGUAAGAUCAGUAAGGAAAAAUUUGUGAUGUUAGUUUUUUAUAUAUUUGAUCAAUUAUCAAACUUAUCGAUGAAGUCCACUAUUUGUGGAAAAGGAUAGGUUUUAUUUUUAAUAUUUCAAUUUAUAAGGGCUACAUGAAUAAAUGAAAUAUCACAAUGUAAAAUGCUUAUAUUUUGCUUUAAAAUACCGUUAAAAAAAAAACCGUGAUGUAGGUUAACAAGCGACAUGCUUAUCUUUAAAUUUUAUAACUGGUAAAAACUCUUAAAAUAUUAAAACUAACAGCACAAAAUUGUCCCUGAUAUUUCACUACGUUGCCGUACGCUUUUAAUACGGAGACAACGCAUCCUUUUAAGUAUGGGUCUUAGAGUUUAGAAUGUGUGGGUAUGCGGAAUGCGACGAUAAAUUAUUUUCAACAAUACACAUUCGGUCCAUUUUCAUAUCAUCUUUCCAUAUUUAAUUGUUGUUGUUGUUUUUGUAUAGACGAUCAUUUAUUAUUGUCCGACGUUAAUAUGCAUACCAUGUAUAAUACUACGUCCUUGACCCGGAGACUUUAUACAACCGUUCCUGCUUAAUAGGUCGUCAAGUCGUCUAGUGUAAUUUUAAAACCAAAUAAUAACUGUAAAAUAUUACAGAAGAGGCGGGACAGUUCAUACCAAUUCAUAAUAAUAUUUCAAUUUUUUUUUCAUUGAAUGGUAAAAAUUAUUUAUAAUUUAAAUUUUAUAUAACUAGAAAUAAAAAUUAACUUCAUUUAGUAUAAAAACUAAACUACUUCUCUAUAAAACUCCAUAGAUGCCUAUUUAGACAUACAGUAUCUAACUAUGGGAAGCUGCCAAAAAAAUCAAAUAUCUACAAAAUCCCUUCAAUCCAAAAUUCUUUGUAUGAUCACAUAUGUCCCAAUGUAUUGUGCGUUUUAAAUCUCACUGAAGAAACUGCAAAUGUACAAUACAAACGUUUUCGCUCUCGACGAACAAACCAUCCAAAUACCUUAAUUUCGGCGUUGAAUUCAGACACCAUUCCUGGUAAUUCCCCUCGCAGGUUAAAGAAAAAAUGUUGUUGGGAUCAUAAUUUACUUCCACAUAAGAGCUUAUUGUAAUUACUGGUUUACAGGUCGUUUGUUUUAAAAUAUAGUUUAAAGAAAAAAAAAUUAACUUUUUAUUUAAUUUUUCGGUUUUAAUAUUAGAUCGAACUGACUUAAUAUGAAACAUUAUCUGUGUCUGUGCGUUUGUUUUUUCGGAAAUUUUAAUUUUUUAGCGAAGUACAUUCAUUUUUAAAUUGUAAUAUUUCAUAAAGUCGUGUCUUGCUUAAACAUUAAAAUAACUAACAAAAACCAAUGUGCAAACAUAGAGAAAUUUCUUUCCUCUAAAUUUUUUAAUAAGUAAUUCAAUAUAAUGUUAAAGCUAACCGCUCAAAAUUGAUGGGCGGUGAACGGAAAUUUGAUAUGUCAAGCGUUUGUAAGACGAAGAUAACAAAUGCAUGUGCAGCGUUCUAUUAAUAAUAUUGCGCAUUAAAAAUUUUAAUUAAACCUGAAAUUUCACUGUGGAUAUUAUGGACCAUAUUGCACAGGUGUCACCUUUAUAAACGCCACUAAUUAAUAACGUAAAACCCAAAAUGAUUGUAUUUAAAAUAUGACUAAAGUACUAAAUAUCAUAUUAAUACAAUGAUUUUUUUACGAUGUGAGAGUAUUAAAAAAAUUAUAAAACAAUACAUUCACAUACCUUUUUACAUAACGCGUGCAAAAUUUAAUCGUGUCGGGUAACGGACAACGUGAUACCUGACAAUAUGUAUACCGUACUGUUUAUUUUUAUUUAUUUAUUUUUUCUAUACAAAUGUUUUAUUAUAAUAAUAUAAAAAAAAACCUAUUCGCAGUCACAUUUUUUUACAAUUCAACGGCGUACCCAGGAUUUUUAAAUGGAAGAGGGGAUAUACACAUUGAAUUAAAUUUGUAUAUAAUAAUUAAAGCAACAUAUAUAUGUAAAAAAAUAAAAACAUUUAUUAAUUAGUUGUUUAUUAUGUUUGUAUCUAUACUAGAAAACAUAUAAUGGAUAAGCUCUUUGUAUUCUCUGUAACUAAUAUAUUUAGUCAACCUCGUCUUGCAGUAUAGUGUUCUAUAAUUUCUAAUUAUCCAUACUUAUAAAACAUUAAAUAAUACAUAAACGAGAUAGACAUACAAUUUACAUUAUCUAUAGGCGUCGUGAAUCGAUGACCAAUUAAUAUUUUUUAAAUGUCAACACCAUGAAUAGUUUUUAUAGGCGAUGGAAAAAAUGAUUUAGAAAAAAUAAUGAAAGUAGGUGUGUGUUGGUGCCUAAGUACUAGAAAUACUUGUCUAUUUUUUCAAAAUAUAUUUGAUUCAAAAAUACCAAACACAGUACAAGAACUCAAAUUGUGUUCGGCUUAAUAGUUCAUUAUUUUUAUCACGAUAAUAUUGUGGUGUACAAAUAAUUGAUCAGGAAUUCGUGGCCUUUGAUUUGGUGUGUAAAGUGCAGUCUUAAAACGCGAUAAAAUUAAUUUUCAUUCAGACUAUAAUAAUAAAAUAUGAUAACAUGUUCAAGCCGACCUUGGUCUGCUCCCUCUAAUGUUUACAUUUACAAUUUAAUGGCAUAGGGCUUUAUAUUAUAUUAUUUCGAUCUUUUGCAUUUAAAUUAUUGAUAAUUUUAAACAUGUCGUUUAUUGUAUACGGUAGAUAUUGAUAAUAAUUAAACAAAUUAUGGAAAAAAAAAAAAAAAAUCAUAACCGAUGUAUAAUGUAAUAAUAAUGUAUUAAUAAUAGUAUAAUGCUAUUUAAAAUCCAAUACUUAAAAUGCAAUGUUUGCAUAUUUGUUAAUAUUCGUUAAUAUGCAAACAUAUGUGUUUUUUGAAUGUUCUAACACCGUGGAAUAUCGUGAAAUUAUAUUACUCGGAUGUAUCUAAAUUGCACAAAUAUUAACAAACCGAAGCGUGAUUGGAAUUUAUUAUUGAUUCAAAUUAAAGAAAAAAAUCAUAAAAUGACGUAAUGAUAAGAUGUUAAAAAUAUCUAUAAUUAUAUACCUACUAAAUGUUCGAUUGCCGUGGAAUAGAUUUAAGUGACAAUUAGUGUUAGUCACCAUAAACCAUACAACCGAUGGAUUAUAUAUUUUUAAGUUUUUGUAAAUAGUGGUUUAUUGACAUACUGCGGUACAAAUGUUUAUUUUUUUUUUUUUUUGAAUUUCAGGCUACUACUACAAUGUUUCUAAAAUGGAUAUUUUCGUUCGUACUGAUAAUGGUGACGAUUACGACGGUGAUAGGAAUAAACGGUAGGUAACUAAUAAAAUACAUAUUAUCGUCAAAUUUAAUCCAGCGGUAAACGCAAAAAGAGUUUUGAUCGUUGAAACACCUUCCAAAUUAACAAUUAAGCUUUAAUUUGUAUUUAUAUUUUAAAUUAUUUAUUUAUUUAUUUAUUCAAAACGUUACAAUGAUCUAAUGUAAUAAAUAUAUUUUGCAAAACCCUCUAGACAUUUUUUUUUAUUUAUUUAUUUAUUUAAAAUUUGAUUCAUUUCAACCGAAAUUUGCAUAUUAUACAUAUUGUAUAAUUUAACACGUAUGCAGUGAAAGUGAUUAAAACAUUAAAUGAUCAAACAAGUAAUUCUCCGAGCAGGAAAGUUUUUUUGUGCCUCCGCUUUUUUUUUUUUUUUUUGUAGGUGUUUAAUAUUAUUGAUUAUAAUGAUUAUAAUAGAUAACUUAAAUCCAUAGGAUGCAACCGCUAUGAAGCGCUAGAAUCGUUGCCAAUGACCGUAACGCACACGACUUAAGUGCUUCCCAGCAACUGCAUCUUACAGAGGAUUGGCAAAUAUCAACAUUAGCUAUCUGUUUAUUCCAUGUACUCAAUCAGUGGUGUAUCCUAAAAAUGUAGUCGGCUAAAAUACACUUCUAGAGGCUCCAAAUAACUAAAGACAGCCCAAUUUAUGUCCAAAAUUAUGGUUAGUGUAGGGUUUUUAUUUCUGUAAUGAAGUAUUCAUUCGGUUUGGCAACCGAAAUUUACCCCAAAAUGAAGCGGCCAUAUAUUUAUUAUUAUUUUUUUUUAAAGUCGGGCUAAGGACCUGAACUUAACAUAGAGUACGGUUCCAUUGUAGUUAAUGAUAAUACAUAUGUAAUAUGUCGUUGUAUGUUGCAGCGGAGACGGUCUACGAUUGUUCACCCAGAAAGUUCACGUAUGGAACGGUGUGCGUGUGCAACGCCACUUACUGCGAUCGGACGCCGGAUCCGGAAGCGUUGUCGACCGGUAGAUACGUGCUGUACACGUCGUCGAACACCGGAAGCCGAUUUCACCGAUUCGACGGCAUGUACGUGCAGUCACUCGAUUCACAGUGGUCCGGUGACGAGAUCAACGUAGACGAGACGACCACGUACCAGACCAUGCACGGUUUUGGGGGAGCGUUUACGGAUUCGGCGGGCAUCAACAUCAUGUCGUUGAGUCCGGACGCCCAAAAAAACCUUAUCAAGUACGUAUACCGUUGUACUUGUGUUCGGUUCGGUUAGGCUAGAUUCAGAAAGUUAUUUUUUUCGUAUUUAUAGUAGUUUUAGAUUCUGUGCGUUGCAUAUAACGAAAAAUCUGUUCGCUUUAAAAGUAUUCGGUUUUUUUUUAAUCGACACUUUUACAAUUAUAGUAAAACAUUUUUUAAAUUUCCAAUACUAUUUUCUAAAGAAAUUAUUUAUGUGUUUGUUUUGUUUUUAUAUAGGUAAGGUUAUGUUAGGUUUUCACGGGGCACUUCAAAAGAUACACAAUUUCUGUCUAAUGUGGUACUUUAUUUGAAAUAACAUUUACUGAAAUUGUUAACAGUUCAUUCCCUAGAUUAUUCUUUUUUUUUUUUGAUUUUCCGAUGAGUUCUUGAUUAUCUUGGUAACAAUGCUCAGAAUCAUUUUUUCGUCUGCAAUGAUUAAUCGUUGCGUAACUCAGCCUAUUUAUUUUGUGUUUCUAAUUACCACCAGUAGCAAGCUUUAUCUAAACCGUCUACAAACGUUCGCAGGUCUUACUUCGCCGAUGACGGCAUCAAGUACAACAUCGGGCGAGUGCCGAUUGGAGGUACAGAUUUCUCGACGCGAAAGUAUACGUAUGCUGACUCAGGAGCUCCGGACUUAAAAGACUUCGGACUAGCCAUCGAAGACGAGAAAUACAAGGUUAGCUGCUCGAUUUUAUUAUUGUAAGUAAAUCGUAACUCGUGCGACUCCACAAUCACCGUCGGCGUGGAAUGCGGUAAAAAAAAAAAAUCGUUAUAAAAAUGGUCACUAAAAACGUCUUUAGUAAAAACGGUUUGGCUGAUUUAUUGACUCUUUACAAAUCGGCCGUAUUUUGUUUCAUGAACAAUAAUACAGGGCGAUCAAUCCUCGACAAGAUACUCAUUAUCUCGGGAAAGUAUUAACAUUUUUCAGAUUAUGAAACAAGCAAUUCUAAAAUGUUACAUGACACCGGAAUCGCAUAUGUCAUAUUCAUGACAAUAAAUCAACAUUCAAGAUCUUCAUAAAUAGAUGAAGUUUUAUUUUAGGUUGUUAUUUACAAAUUAAAAGCGGGCAGUGGUUUCGCCCCGAAAUAUAAAGGUGUAAUAUAAUAUUAGUAGAGCUGUUUGUUUUAAAAAUUGUCUAAAAACGAAAUUCCGAAAAAAGUUAAUACUGUCCGAGGUGAUGAGCGUUUUUUCGAGAAUCGGUCGUCUUGUAUAAUAUAGUAUCUUGUAUAAUUUUACAUGAUAUCACGUGUGCGUGUGUUUAUGUAUCUAUUUAAAAUUUGUCCACACGCAGAUACCAUUGAUAAAGACCGCCAUGGAGAUGUCGUCUCAAGAGGUCAAGUUGAUCGGUUCGGCGUGGUCGGCUCCGCCGUGGAUGAAGACCAACAACGAUUACAGUGGCAUUGGUUUUCUUAGGCCGUCGUUUAUGGAAAUGUGGGCCGAAUACCAUUUAAAGUGAGUGAAUCAUUAGUUUAUCCUGUCGCAACGUUUGUAAUGUAUAAUAUUAUACAUUAUGUACAGGGUAUUCAUUUGCUAAUUCCAUUCCGAGAUGGAAAUUAUUCAUUAGAACUUUAUAUAAUUCAUCUAUCUAGUUUUACAUGGGCCGAUGCUGCUUGUAUGCGAUUUUCAAUAUUUAGUUAAACAUAUAUUUACAACAAUAUAGCGAACAGAUUUAAAUUUAAAAAAAAAAAAAAAAAAAACUGUUAUAACUGUAAUAAUUUUACACAGUGAUCAAUCCUCGAUAAGACAUUCUUUAUUUUAUUAUGUAUUAAAUUAUUAAGUAUUAGUUUUAACGUAAUUUUGUUUUGGAUAAUUUUAGAAACAAAGAACCCGUUAUGUUACAUUAUUUAGAAACGAACAUCAACUUUUAAUUUUCAAAUAGCAAUCUAUGUUGAAAAUUACACGGACAGAUGGAUUUUUAGUUUAAAAAUACAUUUUGGUGUUGAUAUUUUUAACUUCCGUCAAUACGCUUUUAACUUUUGGUAGGAACGAGUGGUGGAGCAUUAUUUAUGUAGCGACUCAGCUCACGGCAUUUGAAUAGUGCUCUUCUACUCUUCCUCUUUCUCUUUUCCUCUUUCUCUCUCCCUAUUCAAACUUAAAGGCAUAAUAUUUAGCCAGACUGAUGGAAAUUAAAAAUGUAAAUAUAUAUAAUUAUAAUAUAAUUUUUUAUGAAAAUGAGCUACUCGGAUAGUCUUUUUAUUUUGCAUUUCCCCUAUCUCUCCACUUUUUCGAUAGAUUUUAGUGCAUACCAAUACGGAAACCUGAAUGUGUAACUAGGUGCCUAUAUUAUAUCAGACAUCGGUUUUAAAUUCCGUAGGUUUUUGGACGCGUACCGGGAGAAGAACCUGAAAUUUUGGGCACUCACCACGGGCAACGAACCGAUCAACGGCAUAGUGCCGGUGAACCGGUUCAAUUCGAUGGGUUGGACGCCAAUGUCACACCGCGAGUGGAUCGGCCGUUUUAUGGGACCCCAAUUGAGGGGUUCCGACUACAACGAUACGCUGCUGUUAGCCAUUGACGACCAGAGGAUCGUGUUGCCCUGGUGGAUGAAAAUGGUACGAAAUCGUUAUCACCAGUUCAUUAUAAAAUGUAUAGUGUCAUUAAGUUUUGGAAAAAUUAUUAGUUUCAAGACAUUUCCGAGGAGAUUUUCUUAUACAGUUUUCGACAGCCAAAGAUUUUUUUAAUACAGCUUAUAUUGUCUUCUAUAAGAAAAAAAUGGAAACAUGCAAUAAAUUUGGAACAGUUUUGUAUAUUAUUUUAGGCAAAGACCAUUUGUAUGGCUUUUUUUUUUUAUCAAAACAAAACUAAUAUAAUAUAAAAAGUAGGUAUCGAAAAAUAUCAAAACGGUCAUUAUUUAUUGGACAUGUUUAUUUCAAAAAAUUCAAUCAGUUAUCACCAUUAAUUAUAUGGUUUAAACGACAACAUUUCAAAUUCACAACGCAACAUUAAACUUAACCUGACCUUUUAUAAAUUUAAUUUUAUAGUUGACUAUACAAUGUGCCAAUGUAGUAGUAUUAUUGUUAACAUAGCCUGUAACCAAAUCGAUCUAUUUUUAGAAAAUCAACGUUUCAAUAUUAUAAUUUUGAUCCCAAAGAAGAAGGGCUCAAGUCAAUUGUGUAUAAAACAAAUAGGGAAAAAUCACAGAGAUUACGGGGUUCUGGAUAAUUACGUAUGCAAAUUUAAAAAAAAAAUAAAUUGACUUAGAAACCAAUAAUGUAAUAUAUUAUGCAGUGUAUGUACAAUAUUAAACGGUUUCGAUUAUAAAGUUUCAAAAGAAAUAUAAUACAUAAUCGAUUUUAAUAAUAAAUCGAAACGAAAUUUGUGUGAACAGCUCAUGAGCGACAAAGAGUGCGCAAAGUACAUUGAUGGCGUCGCAAUACACUGGUAUUUGGACUUUAUCGUCCCGGUGAAGGUAUUGAACGAGGUGCACAAAGAAUUCGGCGACAAAAUCAUCAUCAAUACCGAAGCGUCGCAAGGUAACAAUGAUAUGACAUUACGGUCAUGUUUGUAGCUUGAACACCAACACACCCCCUUCACUACGCCACUGUGGCAUUAUAUAUAUACGCGAUUAUUAAUAGUACCUGUACAAAAAUUCGAUUUAUUUCUACAGGAGAUAAACCGUGGGACUUUGUUAAAGUGCAAUUGGGUAGCUGGACCAGAGCCGAAAACUAUGUCAACGAUAUCAUUGACGUAAUUAUAUACACGUUUUUGUUUUAAUAUUAAUAUUAGUUCGACAAACAGUCGAAAAUGUCGAGUAUUUGGCCAAAACAAAAAUAAAAGCAAAUAUUUCAUUUACACAAAUAUGAAAAUCAUGUUUUGGUCAAUUCUUGCAUAAAACCUUACGCGUCUUGCAUACGAAAUUAGUAUAAUCAAUUUAAUCGGAAUGUAAAUUAUCAGGACUUAAACCAUUGGGUACAAGGCUGGGUGGAGUGGAAUUUGGCUUUGGACAAGACCGGCGGCCCGACGUGGGUGUCGAAUUUCAUCGACUCUCCUAUUAUCGUCGACAAAACCGCCGACGAAUUCUACAAGCAGCCGAUGUUCUACGCGAUCGGACAUUUUUCGAAAUUCAUAUCCAGAGGCUCCGUGCGAAUAAAGUUGACCCAGUCGUCCGUCGUCAAGUCUGUGGGCUUCAAACGGCCCGACGGAGCCAUAGUGAUCGUACUCUAUAACAGGUGAUACGACGAUUAAACAUAAUGUUUUUUUCAAAUUCCGAUCAUUACAUAAAGGGUUUUGUGUAAUAACGACAGUCAGCUUCGAAUUUUCGACGAAUCCGUGCUUUGGUUAUUUUUAAAAAUAAAAAUUAUUUAAUUAUAUUUAAUUACCUGUGCAACGACGAGGAAAAUUCCGCUUAUGGAAGUUAUAACAGAACUAACGAAACGCCUGAGCUACCAUUGAUGUACUUAAUAAUCGUAUGACGAAAACAGUAACUAUUGUAAAACUUAUGUUUUAUUUCAUGAAAAGAUUUGUAAAGUGGAGCUCUCUGCAGUUAUUGCACAAAGCCUUUGAAAUUGUUGAUGUGUGUUUUUACGUGUAUUUAUUUUUUUGUUGAUUCAGAAGGAACAAACCGCUUAACGUUGCCAUUAAAGAUCCCAAACGAGGUGUUAUCGGUCUCGUUUUACAAAAACAAUCCGUAAACACGUUGCUUUACUGGUGAAGACGACGCAAUUAUUACUAAUUUUUUCAUUACCUAUAAUUUUUAUACAUUAUUUAUUAUAAUUUAUUUUUACUAUUUUUGUUUUUUUUUUUUAUUUUUAUUAGUUUUAUUACAAUAAUUUUUUUUUUACACGAAUAAAAUGACUUUUAUAUUAUUGUUUUGUAUUUUUUCGCCUCCAAGGUUAUCUGAGGAAUGUCAGAAAAUGUUCGGUCAAUAGAAUUUUUAGUGUCUAUGCUACCGCUGAACAUUGAACAAGUUAAUAAUUAAUAUUUACCCAGUUAAGAUAAGUCAUUCUAAAAUAAAUCAACAAGUUAAAAAUUUUCAUCGAAUUUAAUCGAUAUUAAUCUACUAAAUUAAGUUAGUUUUUUUUUUUUUUUUUUUUUUUGUGAAACCUGGAAUUUUUUAAUUAAACUGGGAGCAUUUUUUCGAAAAUGAUAAAAAUCAAUGUUAAACAUAUUAUUCCGGAAAUAUCAAAUCGUCUUUACCUAUACAAAUCUAAACUAAACACAAAAUUAGCUUAACACGAUUUAAUUCAAAUUCGAUUAAUUAAUUUUUAUAAAAAAGAAAAUUAAACAAAAGUUCAGGUAAUAAAACAAUUAAUUUAGCUAUUAAAUUUUUAACUUGUCAAUGACCAGCCUGUGGAACCUAUUUAAUGUAAUUGUAUAUCUGAUGUAAAUCUCAAAAUAUAAAUGAUGCACGAAUUAAUACUCGCGUGAAAUUACAGUGUCUAUAUCAGUGGUUUUCAAACUUUUUUAAUACGGCAACCGUGCGCUAGCUCUCCACAAAUUUCUCACUGCACAUGUGUCUCAGUUAUGGAUAUUUUUUCAUUUAUUUUUUGUUUUUUUGUUAGGUAAUUAUUUAAUUUUUAUUCCAAAUUAGAUUAAUAAAAUUUCACUAUAUUAUACAUAUUAUAUUUAUUAUACAAUUAAAUGCUAAUUUUUGAAAAAAUAAUAUAUUAUUGGCUAUAUAUUUUUGACAAAUUUUUAACUACUAGUAUAUUGCAAAUAUAUUACCUUAAAGAUAUUUCCGGUUUAAUUAACUCGGUUCAAUCAAGUUAAUAAAUAUUUUGUGGGAAGUAUAACACUACAAUAUGGAUCCCUGCAUAUGCAUAUUAAUUCAUAUUCAAAUUGAAGGACUCGGUGCAACAACAAAACAAAUCCAUUUUUCGAAAUUAUUUUGGGAGAAAUCGAACAAACAAUACGUUUGUACGGGGUAAAAUACAGUUGAACCAGACAAGUGAUUUACACUGUUUCCUGGAUAUCUAUAGAAGACUAUAGUGCAUUACUCUUGUAUUAAAUUAUGCAGCAUUUAUUGCUCAACUUGAAUCCAUGAAAAAGUCAUUUUUGACUUUUCUUGUAGUUGCGUUGAACCCUUUAAUUUUGACUAGAUUUCUCGAUUUUUGAAAAUGUCUAUAGAUAACAAAUAUAGGUGACCAGCAGCUAUAAUGCAAUUAUUCGAGCAUACGAACAUUAUCAUGCACGCGUAAAAAUGAGGAAAUAAAAAAAUAAACAAAAUAUAACGGACGAGACAGUUUUAUUUGGCGAUGUCAAUACAUGAUAAUAUAAUCGUUAUUAAUUAAUAAUUAUUAUUACAUCAUGCAUUGUAUGGGCUAUGGCGUUUUUAAGUUUGCAAUGUAACAUAAGUACUACAUAAGUUAACAGGUCU